CCCGUGCGUUGCGACGCGGUGAUUGGCGGAGACCCUGUGUGUGGCGCUGAGAGAGCGAGAGCGAGGCUGCAGCGGAGCGAGCUCCGGUAUAGGCACAGUCGGCGCCGGUCCACCAGCCUAGAGACUCCGGUACCCCUCAACCUCGCAGAGAAAUCAGCAUGGAUAAAAACGAGCUGGUGCAGAAGGCCAAACUGGCCGAGCAGGCUGAGAGAUAUGAUGAUAUGGCAGCCUGCAUGAAGUCUGUGACUGAGCAAGGAGCAGAAUUAUCCAAUGAGGAGAGGAAUCUUCUCUCUGUCGCUUACAAAAAUGUUGUAGGAGCAAGAAGGUCAUCUUGGAGAGUUGUCUCAAGUAUUGAACAAAAGACAGAAGGUGCUGAGAAAAAGCAGCAAAUGGCUCGAGAAUACAGAGAGAAAAUUGAGACUGAACUAAGGGACAUCUGUAAUGAUGUGUUGUCUCUGUUGGAAAAGUUUUUGAUUCCUAAUGCUUCCCAAGCAGAAAGCAAAGUUUUCUAUUUGAAAAUGAAAGGGGACUACUACCGUUACUUGGCUGAGGUUGCUGCUGGUGAUGACAAGAAAGGGAUAGUGGAGCAGUCACAACAAGCAUACCAAGAAGCUUUUGAAAUCAGCAAAAAAGAGAUGCAACCAACACAUCCUAUCAGAUUAGGACUGGCUUUAAAUUUCUCUGUGUUCUAUUAUGAGAUCCUGAACUCACCGGAGAAAGCUUGUUCCCUUGCGAAGACUGCUUUUGAUGAAGCCAUUGCUGAACUUGAUACGUUAAGUGAAGAGUCAUACAAAGACAGCACACUAAUAAUGCAGUUACUGAGAGACAAUUUGACAUUGUGGACAUCAGAUACCCAAGGAGAUGAAGCUGAAGCAGGAGAAGGAGGGGAGAAUUAACCAGCCUUCCAAUUUUUGUCUGCCUCAUUCUAAAAUUUACACAGUAGACCAUUUGUCAUCCAUGCUGUCCCACAAAUAGUUUUUGUUUACGAUUUAUGACAGGUUUAUGUUACUUCUAUUUGGAUUUCUAUAUUUCCCAUGUGGUUUAUGUUUAAUAUUAGGGGAAUAGAGCCAGUUAACAUUUGGGGAACUUUUGUUUCAUCCAAGGUGGCCAAUAUAGGGAUGUGGAAUUUUUAUAAAAGUUUUACAUGUUUGGCAUAGUACUCUUGGUACUUUGUGGCUUCCCACAAAAGCCAAUGUUAAACAACUUCCUAUGUUGAGCGAUGAAAAACUGCUUGCAUAUUGGUCUGUCACAGUGGUUAAAAAAAGGGAUGAUGGUUGCAACCACAUAGGUGUAGUGAAUGUGGGUACUUCAAUGUUGGAACGCACAGCAAAGAAAAAUUAAUGUGCCAUGGAUAUUACAUGUCAAUCAUGUGAAUCUGUGGAAUCUACAAUCCAAGAAUACAUCUUCGAUUAAAGCUGAAAGAUGUUCCUUAAAGUGGCUUGCUAACCAAAUGAACUUUCUCUAGAGAAGGGCAGAAACGGUUCACAUUCCAUUACUUGUAAAGUUACCUGCUGUUGCUUUCAUUAUUUUUGCUACACAAUUUAUUUGUAUUUAAAUGGUUUAGGCAACCUAAGAACAAAUGUACAAGUAAAGAUGCAGUAAAAAAUGAAAUGCUUGAUAUCAUAAUUACACUGUAUAUCGAGCACAGCAGUAAAACAAACCCAUGUAUUUAACUUUUUUAGGGUUUUGCUUUUGUGAUUUUUUUUGAUACUUUGCCUAACAUGCAUGUGCUGUAAAAAUAGUUAACAGGGAAAUAACUUGAGAUGAUGGCUAGCUUUGUUUAAUGUCUCCUGAAAAUUUUCAUGAACAAUCUAAACAUAACUGUUAAGAACAUGUGUAUUAAGUUGAUGUAAGUGGAAUAAAAGUUUUAUGAAUGGA
Notechis scutatus (mainland tiger snake) is the source of this 1878-nucleotide messenger RNA. It is a transcript of the gene YWHAZ, whose product is annotated as tyrosine 3-monooxygenase/tryptophan 5-monooxygenase activation protein zeta. The record is from RefSeq and is a predicted model, not a curated record. NCBI's taxonomy places the organism in Eukaryota, Metazoa, Chordata, Lepidosauria, Squamata, Elapidae.